Messenger RNA from Anguilla rostrata (American eel), 3971 nucleotides. Its product is annotated as serine/threonine-protein phosphatase 6 regulatory subunit 3-like. NCBI's taxonomy places the organism in Eukaryota, Metazoa, Chordata, Actinopteri, Anguilliformes, Anguillidae. The record is from RefSeq and is a predicted model, not a curated record. The transcript has 25 exons. The coding region runs from base 243 to 3023 and encodes 926 amino acids. Gene Ontology annotation, molecular function: protein phosphatase regulator activity; protein phosphatase binding. Gene Ontology annotation, cellular component: nucleus; cytosol.
ACGGAAUGAUUGAUAUUUUAAGUACCGAACCACAGCUAUGAACAGCUAUGAACGCAGGCAUUACAUCUAACUAAGCCAAUGGCUAUCCUGCAUUGUAUUUGAAUGACAGUUGUUGCAGUUCUGUGGGGGAAGGGAUUUGAGAAGUUCAUAGUACCGCCAUCUUGAAAGGUGCUGUGAUAUGGAUGGCUGUUUCCCUUUUGCCGGAAUCUACUUUAAACAGUUCUUUCAUUUAAGGAAGCGAAAUGUUCUGGAAGUUUGACCUGCACACAACGUCCCACAUCGAUACUCUGCUGGAGAGGGAGGAUGUGACUCUGACAGAGGUGAUGGACGAGGAGGACGUCCUGCAGGAGUGCAAGGCCCAGAACCGCAAGCUGGUGGAAUUCCUUGUGCAGCCACAUUGCAUGGAAGACUUGCUGAACUACAUUACCCAGGAGCCAUGCAAUGACAUGGAUGAGAAGAUCAAGUACAAGUACCCCAACAUAUCCUGUGAGCUCCUCACCUCUGAUGUGGGGCAAGUUAACGACAGGUUGGGUGAGGAUGAGAGUUUACUGUUGAAGCUCUACAGCUUCCUUCAGAAUGAAGCCCCCCUCAACCCACUGCUGGCCAGCUUCUUCAGCAAGGUGCUGAGCAUCCUCAUCAGCAGGAAGCCCGAUCAGAUUGUGGAGUUCCUGCGGAAGAGGGAUGACUUUGUGGAUCUGUUGAUUAAGCACAUCGGGACCUCCGCCAUCAUGGACUUCCUGCUUCGCAUGCUGACCUGCACCGAGCCGCAGCAGCUGCGGCAGGACGUGCUGAACUGGUUGAACGAGGAGAAGAUCAUCCAGAGGCUGGUAGACAUGGUGCAGCCCUCUCAGGAUGAAGUCAAGCACUCGAAUGCGUCCCAGUCCCUGUGUGAAAUCAUCCGCCUCAGCAGAGACCAGCUGUUCCAGGUGCAGAGCAGCCUGGAGCCAGACCCCCUGCUGGCCACACUGGAGAAACAGGAGACUGUGGAGCAGCUGCUGUCCAACAUCUUUGACCAGGAGAAGAGCGAGUCGGCCAUCGUCAGCGUCAUCCAGAUCCUCCUGACCCUGUUUGAGACGCGGAGGCCUGCCUUCGAGGGUCACCUGGACGCCGACACGCCCGGAAUGAGCCACCCGUCCUUCUCCGUCAGCCCGAGCGUGUUGGAGGCGGUGACCCCGCGGAUAAAGCACUUCCACCAGCUGCUGCUGGAGCCCCCCACGAGGAGCGUGCUGAAGAGCACGUGGGGGGUGCUGGAUCCUCCGGUGGGGAACGCGCGCCUGCACGUGGUGCGUCUGGUGGCCAGCCUGCUGCAGGCUAACACGCCCACCAUCAGCCAGGAGCUGAUCCGGCUCAACACUGUCGCGGUCAUACUGGACAUGUACUUCAAGUAUAUUUGGAACAACUUUCUGCACGUGCAAGUGGAAAUCUGCAUUGCCGUGAUCCUCGCCAUACCCCCCUCCAGAAGCGAAGGCUCCCAAACCGGCACCGACCAGGAUCAAGUGCCUGUGUGGGAAAACCAGCUGGUCACUCACCUCUUUCAGGAGUGUCACCUAAUACAGAGGAUACUUGAUGCCUGGUCCUCCAAUGAGAAGGAGCAGGCUGAGGGUGGACGGCGGAGGGGGUACAUGGGUCACCUGACCAGGAUAGCCAAUUGUGUUGUGCAGAACACUGAUAAAGGACCCAACAGCACCCAGAUGCUGCAGAUCAUCUCCGAGCUCCAGGAGGAUGUCAGGGAGGGAUGGGAUUCUUUUGUAUCUGGUCCACUUGCAGAAACGAACAAGAAGAACACUGUGGACUUGGUGAAUACUCAGCAUAUUCACUCAUCCAGUGAUGAUGAGCUAGACUUGAAGGGUAGUGGAUAUCACCAGGAUUCCUCCUUGCAACAGGCCUUUUCUGAUUAUCAGAUGCAACAAAUGACGUCCAAUUUUAUUGAGCAGUUUGGCUUCAAUGACGAGGAGUUUACCAAUCAGGAUGAUAUAGUGGAUAUUCCCUUUGAUAGGAUAUCAGACAUCAAUUUUUCCUUGAAAACGAAUGAAAGUGCUAACAUCGCCCUGUUCGAGGCCUGCUGCAAGGAGAGGAUCCAGCAGUUUGACGAUGCCGGUUCUGAUGAGGAGGACAUUUGGGACGAGAAAGAUGUGAAUUUUGCACCAGAUGCUCAGAGGCGUCCACGUUCGGGGAGCACGGACAGUGAAGAAAGCACGGACUCUGAGGACGAGGACCUUAAACAGGAGCCCUUUGAGAGGAAUGGCACAGGCCCCGAUGACAGAAUGGAAAUCGACAUGAGUGAAGCACCCACGUGGACGGCAAACUUUGACGACGUCCCCAUGGAGACCACCAGCUCCGCGGUGACGGGAGCACCCGUCUCUAAGGCGGCCAAUCCUGCCAUCUUAUCCAUUCCGGAAGGCUGGAGCUCCCCCAAUCACGUGCCAGGAAAGGCGUCCGUCUGGGCCGACUUCACAGACUCUUCAGGAACUGAGAGUCCAAAAGAUCCUCUGAGGAGCUCCUCCCCUGUUGCCAUGGAAACCAGCUUAGAGGCAGGGGACCCGCUGGGGGCCGGUAUGCUGCUGCAUGCAGAAGCGACGGGGGGCUGGGGCGGCGAGGAGGAGGCGUCCCCCGCGGGACACACCGGCGUGGGGGCGGAGCAGGAGCCACCCGGGGGCCGGGUCACUGAGACCGUCACUAACGGCUUGAUGAAGGAGACCGUCAGCCUUACCGUAGAUGCCAAAACUGAAACUGCUGUCUUUAAGAGAGUGUUGAAAUCCUGUCGUGAGGAAGAGGCCUCGCCUAACUCUGAUGUGCCCGCUAAGUGCUCCGCUACGGGGAGCCCCGUGUCAGAUGUGAGCCCCUCCCCUACAGACACGCCCACCAGCGGCCUCCAGAAAGGGAGCAUGGUGGACUCAGAGGACAAAGUGAAGUCUCCUAGUGAAGUUUCCAAUGGGCCCCUGGAAGACGUGGCUGCUAUGGAAGAACCCAAAGACCAGCGAGUGCCAGCGUCAUCGGAGGCCGUGGUGAAUGGGCCGGUCUGAUGCAGGGUUGGGCGUGACCGGGGCAGGCUGUCCCCGCCCACUCUCCUCCAGAGAGUAGCCGGUGCGCUACAGCACAUCAGGACCAGCAAUACUCGUAUACAAGUGUUCACAACACCUCAAGUGUAGAAAGGAAAAAGCUACACUCAAACGGAUGAACAGAACAUUUUCACUUCUUUAUAACCUUCAGUUCUAGUUGGAUUAUUAUUUUGCCAUUCAUGGGUAACAGAAAGGUUGCUAUAGUUUGAAAGAUUGUAUGAAUAAAGUAUUUUACAAAAGAAAAAUGUAUACAGAAACCAAGAAUAUGUAACUACAUAACUGAGCUAUACCAAUUGGAACGUGUGACCAAAUUAAGUUGUUUUAGAUAGUUUCCUUUUGCACUAAUUUCAUUUCCUUCCAGUUUUAAAGCAACAGCCACCAUAAAAUGUUAAUCUGUAUGGUCUAGGGUAAUUAUUAGGGCAGUGUAUCAUUUUAAUUGUACAUUAAGGGGGUUUUGCUACAGGUAUUAUUUGUAAAUGUUUUAUAUCCUUUAAAUAUGACAAGAUUUGAAGACCUUUGCUAUAGUUUGUAACUUUAUUUAUUACUGAGAAGUAGCUGAUGUUACAUUAAUACCAGAGCCAUAUGCUUGCUGGAAGUGUUGAAACCGUUGAAAGAAGAACGCUGGGUAACAAUUCCAGCCGGGGAAUUGUUCCUCAUCAUAUAGGUCCAAAAGUAUCAUCAUUCUUCUUUUUUUUUUUUUUUUUUUAAACCUUUUGUACUUGCAAACAACAGAUGUGUACAUAUGUGUCUGUGCAUGUGUGAGGGUUGUACACAGUGCUCUGAACCGUAGGAAUACAUGUAAACAGCAAAGAUGUUGCUAUUCCCAACGCUGCUAAUAUUUUGCACCAAUCUCUGAAUUUUCCAAUAAGAUGGCAUUCAGUGCCGGCAGUGAAAAAUAAAAUAUCAAAACUA